CCAGGGACUGGCAGGAAUAUAUUCGGGAACUGGGUGCAUUUUGAGUCAUGGCACUGAGAGAGGAGCUGCUGAAGCCCAUAUGGCACGCCUUCUACGCCCUGCAAGUGGGCAAGUCUGGGUGCGUCUCCAAAUCUCAGCUCAAAGUUCUGUCGCACAAUCUCUGCACGUUACUCAACGUCCCACACGAUCCGGUGGCCUUGGAGGAACAUUUCGGGGAUAAUGACUUGGGUCCCGUGUCCAACCAAGGCUACAUGCCCUAUCUCAACAAAUUCAUCCUCGAUAAGGUCCAAGAAGGUUUCGACAAGGUGGAAUUCAAUAGGAUGUGCUGGACUCUGUGCGCAAGGAAACACCUCCCCACGACUCCCCUGUGCAUCAACGACGACAGCGCCUUCAAAGUAUGGGCCAUAUUCAACUACUUGUCUGAAGAAAAGUACCCGCUGCUCAUUGUGCCCGAGGAGAUUGAGUACUUGCUGAAGAAGCUGACAGAAGCCAUGGGAGGAGGUUGGCAGCAGGCCCUGUUCGAGGACUACAAAGUGGCACUGGAUAAGAAACAAAAUGGCCUCUCGGCCUGGGAACUGAUCGAGCUCAUUGGAAGCGGCCAGUUCAGCAAAGGCAUGGACCAUGCCACCGUAUCCAUGGCGAUCAACGAAGUCUUUAACGAGCUCCUUCUGGACAUUCUCAAGCAGGGAUAUUUGUUGAAGAAAGGCCACAAGAGGAAGAACUGGACCGAGCGCUGGUUCGUGCUGAAGCCAAACAUAGUAACGUACUAUUGCAGCGAGGAUCUGAAGGACAAAAAGGGGGAAAUUAUUCUGGAUGAAAACUGCUUGGUGGAGUCGUUGCCAGACAAAGAGGGGAGAAAGUGUCUCUUUGUGGUGAAAUGCCUGGAGAAAAGUUACGAGAUCAGUGCAUCGGAUAAAAAGAAGAAGCAAGAAUGGAUUCAAGCCAUACAGACGGUGGUAAAUCUGCACAAGUUCCAACUCCCUCCGCCACACAAGGAGGCGCGCCAGAAACGCCGGGCUUUGAGGAAGAAAUUACUGGCAGAGCAAGAGGAGAUGGAGAAGAAGAUGAAGGAGCUACAGGUGGCCAAUGAGACCAAGCAGCAAGAGUUAGAAGUCAUGAGGAAGGAGCUGAAGGAGGCGGCGGACCGCGCCAUGGAAGAAGAGCGGAAGCGACAGGAGACGCAAACUCAGUUACAGGACAGGUUCCAAACGGAAAUGGAACGAGAACUCCUGAUCCGCCGGCAAAUGGAAGCCCAGGUAGCACAGAAAUCCAACGAGCUCCAGCAGAACUUGAAUCGGGUGCGGGAGCUGGAGGAGAUGUACCGCAAACUGCAGGAGGCGCUGGAUGAUGAGAAACAAGCGCGACAGGAGGAGGAGAACGCCAGGCUGCACCAAGCACGGCUGCUGGAGGAAGAGGCGGCCAAGAGGGCAAUGCUGGAGAAGCUCCAUAAGGAGCAGGAGACGGCCAUUAAGAUGACGGAGGCAGAGAAGAAGGAGUUGGAGCAGAUCCGGGAGGAGAAGGAGAAGGCCCUGCAGGAGGCGAUGCAGCAGCUGGAGCAGCUGGAGAAGGAGCGGAUUCUGGCGCUGGAGCAGUACCAGCAAGUGUCCAAGAACCUAGAGGAGGCCGCCAGCAAGACCAGAUCUUGGAAAGACAAAGUACUGCAACAUGAAGGGUUAAUGCGAAUAAUACAGCCAGGCUCAAAGAAUCCUGGGCUUGUCACAAACUGGGGGCCCGCGUCCUUCACCCAAGGGGAACUGGAGCAGAGAGAGAAGUCUUGGCAAGAGAAGAGGAGCCCCAGUACGGACUAGCACCCCGGGGUGCCGGCAUGAAGGAUUAGGGUGCAGGACUAACGGUGUGGCUUUAGUGUGUUAACAUCUUCCAGUUUCUGCGUCGCGUCAGUUACGUGAAAUUGUAACUUGUGUUAAUGAGAUCUCAAGCUAACGCCCCACCCCCCGCGGCUCAUUGGGUGGGAAAUAAGCCCCGGUCUGUGACAUCAGAUACCCAGCGUCCAAUCAGGACCACCAGGGCUCUGUCUGGUCACCCCCAAACGACUGAGGUUCCACUAAUUAGUUUAACAUUCCGCCAGCGUCGGCCCCACGGAGAAUUGCGACUAAUUUUAUUACUGAGGUUUUUUUUGUUAUUUUUUAUUCAAACUGAAUUCUAAAAUAAUUGUGUUUUGUGAUAAAUUCCUUCAAUGUAACAAAUUCCGUCUAUAAAAUCAAGUUUCAGUACA
This is a messenger RNA of Xenopus tropicalis (tropical clawed frog), 2233 nucleotides long. RefSeq names its product switching B cell complex subunit SWAP70 (gene swap70). NCBI's taxonomy places the organism in Eukaryota, Metazoa, Chordata, Amphibia, Anura, Pipidae. Gene Ontology annotation, cellular component: lamellipodium; cytoplasm; plasma membrane. The transcript is spliced from 12 exons. The record is from RefSeq and is a predicted model, not a curated record. Bases 48 to 1808 code for a protein of 586 amino acids.